CUGCGUAGGAGAUACCAGAGUUAUCUAGAAAUGGAAAAUGGCGGUAGCUGAUAGCGGUGUACAGAGAUAUUUAUUUUUAAUUGUAUUUUUUGGAAUAUUUAGCACCGUAAUUAUAGAAGCACUAAAAUGUGAUGAGCAAGGGAAGUUUGGUUGGAGAUGUAGAUUUACCUGCAGGUGUUCAGAUGGACAGGAUUGUGAUAAAGAUACUGGGCAUUGUGUGAACGGUUGUGCCCAGGGAUACUAUGGCACUGGAUGUCAAUUUAAAAAUGAAUUUAUUUAUGGCGGAAAAAGAGGCAAAAGGUAUAUGGGACUCAUUGACCGAACUGGCAACAAUAAAAAAUGUUUGAGUUGGGAUGAUUUUAAAGUAAGAUCAGAACGAAAGACCUUUCGCAAGAACAACUUCCCUGAUCAGGAAGUGCCCGGACCUUACUGCAGAAACCCCCUCGACCCAGAUCAUAAAGCUUACUCUGAAUCUCCAUGGUGCUACACUCUCGAUAAUAAAACAGAUACGAUAGAAUUUGACUCCUGUACACAGUUAAAAGUAACAGAAUGUCCUGAUUUUCUGUUUGGAGAAGAGUGUGAAAAAGAAUGUCACUGUUCUAAUAUAUCAGAGGCGUGUGACAAGAGCACUGGCUACUGUCAACAUAAUUGUCAUGCUGGAUGGACGGGUAUUGACUGUAAUCAUCCAUGUAUGUAUGACAAGUAUGGUAUAGACUGUCAGAGAUCAUGUGGACAUUGUCAGUUUGAUUCAUGUGAUCACGAGACGGGCAAGUGCUUAAAGGGCUGUAAAUCAGGAUUCCAGAAUGUUUAUUGUACACAGAAGUGUGGUCAGGGUGUUUAUGGAGUUAACUGUAGAGAAAGAUGUGGUCAGUGUAGAAAUGGCGACUGUCACCCGGAGACCGGAGAAUGUGUUGGAGGUUGUCUCCCUGGUUACAUUGGAGAUCUUUGUAAAGAUAGAUGUCCAAAUGGGAAGUAUGAUAUUGAAUGUUCCGAAAGAUGUCCCUUCUGUUUAAACAGAGGCCCAUGUCAUCCAGAAACAGGAGUGUGUGAAAGAGGGUGUGCACCAGGAUAUAAGGGGAAAAGCUGUGAUAUGGAAUGUCCGGAUGGGUUUUUCGGAUCUAACUGUACUAAGGAGUGCGGGCACUGUUUAUCAGGUCAACCAUGUGACAAGUACACCGGUCAGUGUAUAGAGGGAUGUGAUAAAGGAUAUACGGAAUGUGAAGUUGAGGUGAAGGAAAGUUCUGUUGUUGGAGGUGUGGUAGGAGGGGUGAUUGCUGUUGCUGUUAUAAUAAUACUUGCCGUUAUUCUUCUACUUGUAUACAGGAAGAGAAGGUUUCGCACUAAGAUGAUCGUGACAGGUCAUGGUCAGGACCUUAAAAUGACCACAACCAAAAAUGAUCACGUGAUUGAUAAUGUAGAGGAGACUAGCAUGUUAUUACGAUCUACAUCUGCAACAGAGAUAGACAGACAUGUAGAAGAGGAAGAUUGUGCUGACAAUAUAUAUGACAAGACAACACAUGAACCUAUCUAUGUUAAUGUGAACACCAAAAACUUACGCAAUCCCAUCAAAGUAGAAGAUCUACAGUCAUUUAUAAACAAAGCCAAGGAUAAUGAUUAUGCUAUAAUCAGGGCUGAACAUGGGGAUUUACCCACUGGUUUGUUGGCGUUGUGUCAUACAGCAUUAAAACCGGAGAAUAAAAGCAAGAACAGAUAUGCUGAUAUAAUUGCCUAUGACCAUUCUAGAGUAGUGCUGUAUCCACUUCCGCAUGAUCCACAUUCUGACUAUGUUAAUGCUAAUUCUAUAGAUGGUUACAGUUCCAAGAAAGCUUAUAUAGCAUCACAGGGGCCUAACAAAGCAAUGUUGGCAGAUUUUUGGAGAAUGAUCUGGCAAGAGAAAGUGACUAAGAUAGUCAUGCUGACAAAUCUUGUAGAAACAUAUAAGAAAAAGUGUGAACAAUAUUGGCCAUCAGAAGGCAGUAUAACAUAUGGUGAUGUUACGGUGGAGAUGAUAGAUACAGCUGAAUAUACUGACUAUAUUAUCAGAACUUUUACAAUAUCUGCUUCCAAAAGUACACGUAUUAUAAAGCAGUUUCAUUUCACGUCGUGGACCGACCAUGGUGCACCUACGUAUCCAACAACACUUCUCAACUUUCGUCGUAAAGUUCAGCAAUAUAAUCCAGACAGUAACUCUCCUAUUAUGGUUCACUGCAGUGCCGGUAUAGGACGUAGCGGUACAUAUAUAGCAGUAGAUUAUCUGUUACAACAAGCUAAAGCUGAGGGAGUUAUAGAUCUGGUACAAUGUGCUCAACUUAUGAGAAGUAACAGAGUCAAUAUGAUACAAACUUGGCAACAGUACAGUUUUGUUUAUGAUGCUGUGCUAGAUGCCUUGUUGUCAGGGGAGACAACCAUUCCAAACUCUACAUUCUCAGAGGUGUAUGAAGAAAUGUGCACUUUAAAACCAGAAACCUCGUCCACCCUGCUAGAGGACCAAUUUGAUACAUUAGAGAAGUUGUCACCCAGGAUAGAGAGAGAUGAAUGUAAGGCAGCGACAGAUUCGAACAACUCUCCAAAAAGCCGCUUCAAGAAUAUUUUACCUGCGGACAGAUUUCGACCGAAGCUUCUCACGCCAGUUGAGGGAUGUAAUGAUUUUAUCAAUGCUGUCUUCCUACCUAGUUACACACAGAGAGAUGCAUUUAUUGUAACACAGAUGCCAUUACCUAAUACUGUAGCAGAUUUCUGGAGGUUAUUGUAUGACUAUCACUCAGAUACAGUUGUCAUGUUGAAUGAAUUUGACAGGAAUGAUAAGUCAUGUGCCCUGUAUUGGCCAGAGGAAUAUGGUUAUACUGUAGAGUAUGGUCCACUCAGUAUAGAACUGUUGUUCUCCUCCGAGGCUGACACAAAUAUUACUGUGAGGACAUUUAAACUGACUAACACUAUCAAGGGUGAGGACAGAGCAGUUAAACAGUUUCAGUUUAAUGGUUGGCCAGACUACAAGAGUGUCCCUAUGGGAACGUCAGGUUUACUUAGACUGUCUGAUGCUGUACAAGAAUGGACAAGACAGAAUGGGAAAGGGCCAGUUACUAUACAUUGCAUGAAUGGAGCGAGCAAGAGUGGUAUAUUUUGUGCCUGUAGCUUGUUAUUUGAGAGGAUGAGGAUAGACCUUGAAGUGGACGUCUAUCAAACUGUCAAACAAAUCAGGAUUAACAGACAUCACUUUGUUGAAAAUAUGGAGCAGUAUCAGUAUUGUUACCAGAUGGCGCUAGCUUACCUAGAGAGACAGCCGUUGGGAAUAGACAGACAGACGGACAGACAAAACAAUGAUAGUAUAGACAGUGGUAUACAGGAUAAACUGUCCUGAUAAUGUCACAGAUUUUUUAGAUCUACUAGAUAACUCUGUUCAAUGUCUGGUUGCUAUGGAAACAACUAAACAAAAGAAGUCUUAUCCUUGUUGAAGUGCUUUAUGAUCAAAAUGCUAACUAAUAUGUUGUAUUGACUUUAAAAUAUACUUUAGUUAGUAAUAGAGCUUUAAGUUUUAAUUUCCUCUAUAUCGAUAACUGGCCUAAAUAAUGUACAAAGCUGAUUUUAUACUGUUGACAUAGACACAAACAAUGUCUUUAUAACCAUUCUUAAUUUAAAAAUGAACCCAUGCAUGUACAUAAAUGCAUUUAAUUUGGCUUUUCGUGCUUUUUCGAGUCAUAUAUUCUUAUGAAUGUUAACUGGUGGUAGAUUUAAUGAGUAACAAUUUAUAUAAAUGGUGAACCUCUACUAUUCAUUUAAAUGAAGUUGAGGGCCCAUCACAUAUCAUAGUGCCAUAAGAAAAAAAAAAUUAAAUAUAUUUAAAGAGUUUAUUAUUAAACACUUAAUAGCCCUUUUUUAAACAUUUCCAUAUUUUAUAGUAUAUAUAUUUUUUUAAUUUCAUGUCCACAAUUUCUUUUUGAAAUACAAAUUCUUUAUACUUAGUAACAUCCAGUUCUCUACUAGUUUAUGUUGGCCAAGAAUUUUGAUCGAAUUUCAUGCUGUGACUAAGGUUUGAUUAAAUUUUAGAGUAGAAAGAUAAAGGUUUUUAUACUUAACAUACAUGCUGUAUGGCAGUUGCAUAUUCAUAUUUGCCUUACUGAUAAUUACUAUUGUACUGUAUUUUAAAAGAUACUUCAAAUAUACUGACAUAGCCUAAGCAAAAGCAUUUACUUCUAGUCAGAUUGCUAUUUUCCUACAAUUGUCAUUAUGGACAAAUCGUUUGUCUUUGACACUUUAAAUUUCUACUUGCCCAUCCAUACUUUGUCAUUGAUGUUUUGUUUUUGAAAAAUAUUUUCCUAGUACAGUUUCUAAUGAACAUCAUGAUCUAAGAAAAAAGAAACAACAAGAAUGAUUUAUCGGAAAUGAAUUAUUGAUCUUGUGAUCUUUCCACAUAACAAAAUGAUUUUAAGCCGUGAGUAUUGGUUGCAAUGUAUCAAUUCGUGUGACUAGUCUCUUCAUAUAUGCUAAUUUAUUAAUUAUCUGUCUUACUUACAAACUUUACAAGUGGUUAUUUCAAUAACUUAACUCCUAAAUAAUAGUGGGGAGGUGGGGUCAGUGCAUUUCCUAUAUCAUAGCAUGAACUUUUUGGAGAGAAAAAAAAUUCUAUAGUAUUUAAAAGUAAGAUAUAUGUUAAGAGUUGUACUUUGUUUUUGUUUUGUAUGUGUAAUUGGGCAUUCAUUUGUGCAAGAGCAUAGAAUAGAAAUAUUAUAAAUCUUUGUAAAUGUCAUGCUUUUUAUUGGAAAGAACAUUUUUCUUGAUUAAUUCUAAUUGACCUAAGUCACAGUAUUUCUUUAUAUCAGUAUUUUAUGUAUAUAGUUAGCCUUUAUUUUGACAAAUAGGUCUAAAAUAGCCUAAAACUUGCUAUAAUCGUUUAAUCUCCACAGGAUAGUAACAUUUUUACUCAUUUUGUAUUUUUUCUGAUUUUUUUUCAAUUAAUGAUUUAAGUAAGUGAAAUCUGUUGCCAAUCUUUGUUGAAAUGAAGUGAUUUUUCUAGAAUCAAACAAGUACAUGUAUUUGUUAAUAAACCCACCAAACUCUUGUUUUCCCCACCAUUGUUAAUAUAUGAUUGAUUAAAAAUUCCAUUUUAUUAUCAGUUGCUAUCAUUUUAGUUGUUUUUUAUGAACAUUUACAAUUGUUAUAAGGAAAUGAUGCUUUAGAAUAGCUUUUAAUGCACUGCACUUUAUUUUUCAUCCUAGAAGUCUGCUUUUUACAUUAAUAAUUCUCUUAAAAUAAUGAUAUUGUAUUGUAUUUGCUGAUGAAAAAAAGUUUUGAAGACUUACUGAAUUGUUUCAUAAAUAAACAAAAUAUUCUGAGAUCUGCUGUUUCAACUUUCACAGACAUUGGAAAGGACAUUGGUUACAUACAUGGUAUAAUGUUUUAUUGCCUCAAAUAUCAUUGUUUUUGCAAAAUUUGGUACUAUGGCAAAUGACAUUUUGUUUUUAAUGCAAUAAUUGGUGAGUUUUUAGCAAUAACAUUGAGUGUUUAUCAUAUUUUCAUGAACAUGGAUAUCUAUCUGCAUUUUCAGACCUUGAAAACAUGUAAAUCACCAAUUUCAUGUAAUAUGCUAACUAGUUGAUAUAACAAGCAAAUGUGUAUUUCAUUUCUAACAUUGUCACUGCAUUUAUAUAAAAAUGGAUUAAAAAUCCAUUUUUUUAUGUUUUUGUUUUCAUGUUCAUAAAGUAUUAUCAAACUUUUUUUAAAUCAAAUCUAAUUUGAAUAAUGGAAUUAUGCGUUUUAAUUCAUUAGUAUAUUAUUGAGUUCAGGUCACAAUCAAAAUGAUUUUUUUUUGCUUUAUCUACAGUGUGAACAUGUAUGCUGGAAGAAAUAAUAUUUUAUGAAGUUUUUAUCUAAGACUUGAACAUCCAACAAUAAUAAUCAGUAAGUGGAACGACAAUUAACAAUAAUUUUGUAAAUGGAUUUUGUUUUAUAAUCUGUACAGUCUUGUGAAUAGUGAAUAAAUCAUGUUAUAUUUUUUGGUGAAUAUUUUAUUCAUGUACAUAUAUUUACAUACUGUUUAUGCUUCGUUUUUUAUUUGUUUUAAGGUUGUGUUACAGGAUAACAUUUUAUUGGUUGAGUGUAUAGUAUACAUAUGUUUUAU
Ruditapes philippinarum (Manila clam) is the source of this 6115-nucleotide messenger RNA. Its product is annotated as receptor-type tyrosine-protein phosphatase epsilon-like. Gene Ontology annotation, biological process: protein dephosphorylation. The transcript is spliced from 25 exons. Lineage: Eukaryota; Metazoa; Mollusca; Bivalvia; Venerida; Veneridae. Gene Ontology annotation, molecular function: protein tyrosine phosphatase activity. The coding region runs from base 38 to 3358 and encodes 1106 amino acids. The record is from RefSeq and is a predicted model, not a curated record.